AUACUAAUUAAGAUUUAAGAGCAAGAAUGUUCCUUUUUCUAAAAUAAUAUUUCAGCCAAUUUGCACCAAAUAGAAGUCUAUAAAUUUGGUCUCGUUUUGGAUAAGCAACAACACAUACACUUGCAAGAGCCAAAAAGUAUCUAGCUGAUCACGAGUGUUCUUUAUUUUCAAAAUGAACACAUUCGGCUCUUUUGUUUUUGUGAUUGUGGUGGUGCUGGGACUUUUUGAAUCAGGCCAUGCAGAUCUGCAGAUGGGAUUUUACUCCAAAAGUUGCCCCAAAGCUGAGAAGAUUGUCCAAGAUUAUGUCAAUAAGCACAUUCCCAAUGCUCCGUCUCUCCCUGCAGCCUUGAUAAGAUUGCAUUUUCAUGAUUGUUUUGUGAGGGGUUGCGAUGCAUCUAUAUUACUGAAUUCUACUUCUAGUACUGGAAAUCAAACAGAGAAGUUUGCUAUUCCAAACCUAACAGUUAGAGGAUUCGGCUUUAUUGAUGGUGUGAAGAGCCUACUUGAGAAAGAAUGCCCUGGAAUCGUCUCGUGUGCAGACAUUAUUACCUUGGUUGCAAGAGAUUCCAUAGUUGCCACUGGAGGGCCUUCUUGGAAAGUUCCCACUGGACGAAGAGAUGGUCUGAUCUCAAAUGGCACGGAAACCUUAGGCCCCAUUCCAGCUCCAACUUCAAAUCUUUCCACCUUGCAAACAGAUUUUUCUAGGCAAGGCCUUGACCUCAAAGAUUUAGUGGUUUUAUCUGGUGCUCAUACAGUUGGUUUCGGCCAUUGUUCAUCAUUCUCAGCCCGUCUGUACAACUUCAAUGGAACAGGAAAUCCAGAUCCAUCAUUCGACAGUGAGUACGUAGCGAAUUUAAAGGCCAGAAAAUGUAAAUCAGCCAACGACACCACCACAAGGGUAGAGAUGGACCCGGGAAGUGUUCGGACGUUUGAUCUUAGCUACUACACUCUUUUACUUAAAAGAAGAGGCCUGUUUCAGUCUGAUGCAGCUUUAACAACAAGCUCAACAACAAAAGCACUCAUAACUCAACUUCUUCAGGGUUCGAUCGAGAAUUUCUAUGCUGAAUUUGCAAAAUCCAUGGAGAAAAUGGGCCAGAUUGGGGUACUCACAGGAUCUUCUGGGGAAGUUAGGAAAAACUGUGCAUUCGUGAAUUAGUACAAACUCUGUUUUGCAUGAUUGUUCUAAUAUUUUCCGUGCGAUGCUAGUGAAAUAAUCAUCUGUUAUUGUAAUUGUAGACGGGAUCGCAGGAAUAAUUAAGUCACCUUAUGAUGUUGGGAUAUUUUUUAGCGUGCACUCAAUAAUCAAUUCGUGUAAUUACUCUUGAAGGCAGGUUAAAGUGUAUAUAGCAUAUGUUCCUACUUGUUGCACCAUGCAGCUGUAAAGAAGAGUGCUUGGUGCUCUCGAUGAUUAUUGUAUUUUCUUACCCGCA
Molecule: messenger RNA, 1430 nt
Organism: Daucus carota subsp. sativus
Lineage: Eukaryota; Viridiplantae; Streptophyta; Magnoliopsida; Apiales; Apiaceae
Product: peroxidase 3
Exons: 4
Coding region: 173-1156 (327 amino acids)
Biological process (GO): hydrogen peroxide catabolic process; response to oxidative stress
Cellular component (GO): plant-type cell wall; plasmodesma
Molecular function (GO): heme binding; peroxidase activity
Source: RefSeq, a predicted model, not a curated record